Messenger RNA from Lachancea mirantina, 2445 nucleotides. The record is from the annotation of a GenBank genome assembly. Lineage: Eukaryota; Fungi; Ascomycota; Saccharomycetes; Saccharomycetales; Saccharomycetaceae.
AUGAAAUUGGGUAGAUUGAUCAGGAUCAGGAUCAGGAGCCCAUUUGGAAUCACGAGAAACAUUCACAGUCACCGAGUUUUGCUGACAAUGAAGUUGUCUCAGCACUAUCAAACAUCGUUACAAAAUGAGAGAGCCAAAAGUUGGGAUAGCAGCGAAUUGUGUCAGUUGUUGUCGGACUCUGACGAGUGGGAUGACGAGCCUGCGUUGAAGAAAGUGAAACUGAAACCAACAAACACAUUGGAAUCUACAAUCUUUGAAUCAGGAAGUGAUGACGAUGAUCUAAUGAUAUUGCUGGAGCAGAAAGCCCCGGUUCGUGCAGAACUGCCCGCGACUUUGUUGCUAGACGAUGAGAAUACGAAUUUAGCUAGCAGACAUCAUAAAGUUCACACAGAGAGCAAGAAUUUGGAUACAAGUUCAAGCCAGGACAAGACACCAUUAGCAAGCUCAUAUCAAGCUUCAGACGCCUCUUAUGUACCGUCGAGCAAGGACGAAGUUAACGAAGUUGACGUGACAAAAGACACAAAAAGACCUGCAUUGAGGGCACGAAAUCAUGAGCUUGUAUUUCUUACGCAGCAAACAAAUAUGCAUGAGAAUAAUUCUAAAGAGGGUUCCGCGGAACCAGCGAGCCGAACUUCGACUGGAAUUGCGCGGAAACAAGUACAGGGGUUGGUUCUUAGUGAGGAACAAGAGUCGGUCAUCGAGCUUGCGAAGCAGGGACUUAAUAUUUUUUACACUGGUAGCGCAGGAACGGGUAAAUCUGUUCUUUUACGCGUUCUUAUAAAGACCCUGAGAAGAAUGUACGGACACGGAAGUGUGGCAGUGACAGCGUCAACGGGGCUGGCAGCCUGUAGUAUCGGAGGAAUCACGGUGCAUUCUUUCGCGGGAAUUGGUCUUGGAAUUGGGGAGCCGUCUAAACUAGUUCAAAAGGUGAAAAGAUCUAAAAAACAUGUCUUAAGAUGGCAAAAUAUUUCAGCUCUCGUCAUCGAUGAAGUUUCCAUGAUUGAUGGAGAGCUUUUGGAUAAGUUGGAUCAUGUUGCAAAGAAAAUCCGAAAAGACUCUUCACCUUUUGGAGGUAUCCAAAUCAUAUUAUCCGGUGACUUCUUCCAACUACCGCCUGUUAACAAAAAUCAAAAUCAGGAGAUCAAAUUUGCCUUCGAUUCGAGCGCGUGGAAAGAUUCUAUCAAUGCCACCAUUAUGCUCCAAAAAGUUUUCAGACAGCAAGGGGAUGGUCGGUUCAUUCAGAUGCUUAAUGAUAUGAGAAUGGGUAACAUCGAUUCGGAAACCGAACUUGAAUUCAAAAAGCUAUCUAGGCCCUUGCCAGACGAUGAAAUCAUACCCGCGGAGCUAUACAGCACGCGAAAUGAGGUCGAGAGAGCAAACAAUUCAAGACUUUAUAAUUUGCCCGGAAGGGUCAGACUUUAUCAGGCUAUUGAUGGUGGAGAGCUUUCAGAUGUGGAUGCGAAAGAAAAGCUGCUUGCCAAUUUCUUGGCGCCAAGAGAACUACAACUUAAGGUUGGCGCACAGGUUAUGAUGAUAAAAAACAUAGAUGACACAUUGGUGAACGGCUCACUCGGAAAGGUUAUAGAUUUCAUUGAUUCCGAUACUUAUUUGUUUUACGAAAAGCUACGAAGUAAUCCAGAUAUGAAAGAAGGAGAUCUUAACGUGCUACUUUCUGGGAAGCGAUUGCCCGACAUGCAUUCUGACGAUGAAGAUGAUGCGAAUCAGCGCGUUAAAAGGAAAAAGACGCUGAAGGGCACUUUCUGUAAAUCAGAUAAAGAUGAACCCGAAGAGAAAUUGGGCGAAACUAUCUUUGAUUUCUUAAGAGAUGGGAUUGACGCUACCGAUCCCCAAACCAUGGCAAACGCCGAGCGGAAAAGAAGGCUCAUUGAAGAACUACAUGAAAGUUCAUCUGCUCGGAAAUUACCCUUGGUUAGAUUUCUGACGCCAGAUGGAUCGUCAAGGUGUGUUCUGGUCCGACCAGAAGACUGGGCAAUAGAAGAUGAAAAUGAAAAACCGCUUGUGUCUAGGGUGCAGCUUCCACUGAUGCUGGCAUGGGCUUUGUCGAUUCAUAAAUCUCAAGGUCAAACUUUGCCCAAAGUAAAAGUCGAUUUGCGAAGAAUUUUUGAAAAGGGUCAAGCUUACGUUGCCCUUUCUCGUGCAGUCUCAAGAAGUGGAUUACAAGUCUUAAAUUUCAAUCGCUCGAAAGUGCAGGCACAUGGGAGCGUCAUAGAAUUUUAUAAGACGCUCUCGUCUGCACAUGAGGCCAAGAAGCGUUUUGAUAACUCUACUCGAAUACAACCGAAAUUGAAUUUUGCUCCAAAAACCAUUACAAAAGUACCGAAAAAGUCUGUUACGCGCCAACCAGUAGACAGAAUCAGCCUUCUCUUGGCGCAGAAGAACAACAGAAAGAACAUUGAGAUUAUGGAUAAUUCCUCGGCGUUAUAA